AUGGGAUACAUUUGUACACGAAAAGUACUGACAUCAGAUCAUCCCUUCCACACCGUUGCAGACGAGGUAGCGAGAAACAAAGAAACACACGCCAUGACGGAAAACCCUCUAGAGAUGCCAGAUGUCAAGCUUGACGAGGAAGAGGACGAUGCAUCUGACUUGGCUGAUGAGGAGUUCGACGAGCGCCAGAAACUUACCGAGGAGGAGCUGAGACGAUUGGAGGAGAUGGAAGAAGGGCAGGGAAAGAUCAUUGUUGAAGUUGACGGAGGCAACACGCAGGAAGAUGCAAAGAGUGAAGGUUCUGGGCUGAUGUUCGACGUCGAAUAA
This is a messenger RNA of Cladophialophora bantiana CBS 173.52, 327 nucleotides long. RefSeq lists its product as uncharacterized. Bases 1 to 327 code for a protein of 108 amino acids. NCBI's taxonomy places the organism in Eukaryota, Fungi, Ascomycota, Eurotiomycetes, Chaetothyriales, Herpotrichiellaceae. The record is from RefSeq and is a predicted model, not a curated record. The transcript has a single exon.